AUGAAGACUCUAAUUCUGCUGGCAUUGCUUGGCUUUGUACUGGCCCUUAGUUUGGCUAUUCCAUUCAACGGAGAUACUGCUGAAGCAUAUGAUGCUGAAAGUAACGAUCUUGCGAGGGACGUCCAAGCAGACGAAAAAGAAGGGUAAGAAAUAGAAGAAAGACACGUAGCCUGUUUCAUUGAUGCAGUUACUUACAGAUUUUCAAAGACUUAAUUGUAGCUUAUCUGUAAUGGCUAAAAAUGUACUCAUUUUCAAUUCCAUGAUACGUAUGUGUCCUUUUUCAUUGCUCUCCAAACAGUCCUACGUUUAAGUGAUUACAUCGAGGUUACAGUUGUUGAGGCCCCAACACAGAAUUCAAACAAACGAAAACGCUUUGUCAAAAUGUAUAUAUUUUUUUUCAUAAAGUAACGUUUUUCAUCCAGCAAAUAAGUUAUGAACCCGGCAGGGUAAUUUUCUGUUCAUUUUUGCGUAUUUGCCCUUUGUUAAAUCUCUAGCUAAAACAAGGAUAAUUUGGUAUUGUAAUAUAAAAAAUAUAUAAUUAUAUAAAAACUUAUUUCACUAGAUCGCCAACAAAGCACAUAAAUAAUGAUUUCGGCUGUGAGGACCUGCGUCGGUCUGCCACGUUCCCCACGUAGCCUUCUUUAAUGGUAGAUCGGUAAAUCACGAUAAUUAUAGCCUUUGCCGAAUAGUUACACAAAAAGGUAUUGUUUCCUGUUUGAUUAUUUGGAUGCAUGAAUAGAGUUUGCAACAAACAAUGGAAACAAAUUUCCAGUUAAUACAAAAAUAAGUUUCAUAUCAUAAACAUUAAAUAUCGAAUGUCAAUUUCGUUUGCUUAAACAGCAGCAACAAAGACAUGAACCACAGUAACGAAAACGAAGAAGACCAAGAAGACGAUGACGAAAACGUUUAUGCUGUACGGCAAGUAGACGAUGAUGACGAGGAAGGGGAGAACGAAGAUGAGAAUGAAAACGCUUUGAUCAAGCCAGGAAAUGAAGUUGAAGAUCCUAUCUGGCCUCUUCUCAUUGGUCGCGCAGUAUUUCGACGUUUCCGCCGCCGACGUAGAGGCCGGCGCGGGGGUUGGCGUCGUAGACGUAGAGGCCGUCGAUGGGGUUAAAGCUGGAAAUGUUAAAAGUAGGUGUAUAUAUCUAUAUUUAACGUAUCUAUCAAUCUAUCCCUCUACCCAUCCGUUUGUAUUUGUCUGUCGAUCUGUUUCUUUGUUUGUCUAUUUAUCUAUACAUUGUUUCAAGUACAAUCUGGACAAUCUGCAAUCUGUAUUGCGUUUCGUACAUCUCCACAAGUUUGUUUUCACUAUAUUCACCUCUCAGGCAUUAGCUAGAGUCUGCAUAUUUUACCACAUACAUAAGGGGGCUACCACUCUUCUUUCAAGUUGGUGGUUUCUGGUAGUUUAAAUUUUGCAACGAACAAACUAAAAUAGUGCGGAAGAAUCUUGACCCGGGUGCGCGACCUGUCCUCGGUCGGUAGCCAUCUUGAACUGUUUAAAGGAUGAUAUGUCUUUUUUCUUUUUUUCUAUUCUCGUUUAACAGCACAGAGUAAGAACAGGUCAUUAAAAAUUUCUUUUAUUAGUUGCAACGUAAAACACGUAAGAAAUCGAUUUAUUAUUACUUUGAUUUCUCACUGUCACUAAAAGAACGUAAAUUUAGGACAUUGCCUAGCAAUUACAAUCGAUUAAUAAAUUAUUUAUUUUCGUUUUUAUGUCAUUUAUUUUUUGCAUUUAUUUUUUGUUCCUUGCACCUUUUUCUAGGUCUUUCCGAACGUCCCUGUUAGAAGCGACUGCCUGGAUAGGAUUUAAUGACUAAAUCAAACAGCGAGCAUCUUUUAAUCUAGUUAUCGUAAACACUCUUGUGUAAAAUAUGGUUUACUCCUGUGGUUGGUUAGACCUCUUUUACGUUCGAAAGUUUAUGAAAUAGAUUUACAUUGACUUAAUAUCUUAGCACGCUAUAACAAAACGUACUACUAAAGAUAUGUAAGAGAAUUUAAACUGAAUAAACAAAAUGCAAUUAGGCGAGCUGUUGAGUUCUUCCCUGUCUCAGUGCAACUUCGUAUUAACUAAGAUAAUGGGAGACAUUGUCACUAUGGUUUCUGUAUGACAGGACUCGUAUAUCCCUUCUGUCAAUGUAGUCACUUUAUUGAUCGCGAACUUUUCACAGCCUUCGGCUGGUUUCCAUCAUUUGAUUAUAUCAUUUGCAGCAUUAGCGUACAGCCGACGCAGUUGCCUGUUAAAAUUUUCUCAGUGCAGUGUUCUUUUUGAGCUAAAUACGAGAAAAAAUCUUCCAUACAAAUGCAUCGGCUAUACUUGCAUGCUGCAGACGAAUUCACCCUUAAUCCUAGUCGGCCCAGACAGGGCUUCGGAGCCCCUCUCUCUCUUAUACUCGCAAAAAUGUUGAAUAAAUUCAAAACCGUUCAAGCUAUGGCCACCAAACUUUGAGACUUUUCCUAAAAACUAUCUCGGGACAUUUAAAUUUGUCGUGACGUGUACGUCAAAAUUAAGGUUAACUUUGGAACCAAGUUUAUAGUAAAAGCAAAGAUACGACAAAAGGCUUUAAAUCCAAAUUAAUUGGUUGUUCAUUUCGCUAGAGCUCUUUUUUAAUCCAGAAUAUCUGUAUCACGAUAUCAGUUAUAUUUCCUGUGAUAUCAAAUAAGUACACCCCCCUAUAUUUAGAAAUUUAGGUUCAAGAGAUCACUUUUCACUGGUUAAAAUAAUCAAACCCACAAAAUAUGCUCUGUAUUUCAGUCCUGCUAGCAGAAAAAAUGAUAUUCUUUAGGCGUGUCAUUUACAAUUUUCCUGUUUUUCAAUUACUUUCCCUAAGAAAUCUUAAAAAAAAAAAAAACAUAAAAGGAAAACGUGACCACGUACGUAAGAAUACUUCAAUGUGUACAUUGUCGUCCGAAAAUCGAUUACACGGACACAGUUGCAAAAGUAUCUCAAACGUUUACGUUGCUUUCGAUGCUUAAAAACAAUUAUUAGCAAAAUAGUUCAAGAAUACCUUUCAUUACCCGCAAGUAGCAUUUUCAUACACAUAUAUGAACGGGUUAAAUUGUGAAAAAAUGGCUGGAUGGAAUAAAGUUUCUUCGGAACAUCUUACACUAAUUAAUAAUUCAAAGCAUCAUUCACUUUAGCUAUAGGAUCCUUUCGUUUUCGCAAACCUGGAAUAUCUUUCGCUGCAGUGUUAACAUUUGUUGCUCGAAUUGGGUCGAUGAAAAGAAUUUGGAAUUUCUGGAGGUAGAAUGAGAUCUCAUCGUUGGAAAGGUUAAGGUAAAACAAGCGAAGAUAUUUCGAUUUAAUAAUAGCUGCUAUUUAACAAUGAGGCCCACAGCAACCAACCGUUGAACAUGGUAGCUACGCUUGUUUCUUUCCAUGAGUGAGUCUCUCAGUCUAUUGCUCAAGGAUAUUUAUGUGUUAACCCUGGGACGUUCACGCAAAGUGAAACCGCCACCGUUGUACAAGGGGGAAGAGAGUUUUUGAUAUGCUACAGCAUUUCCAAAAGAUUGUACCUUCAGUGAAGAGCCUUUUAUCUUCCCUAAAGAUGAGGUAUAUUUUAUCGGUGGUGGCGCUGCUAAGACCUGUGGUGUCACCAAACAUGGUCGCCAUCUUGGCCACCAUCUUAGAUUUUACCGAUAAUUAGAAAUCAGGUAAAAACGGCGAGAAUUGGUGUUUUUGUGCUUGACAUGUAGAAUAACACAUAAAUAAGUAAUUUGCUUCAUUUUAUCCACAAGAUUUACUUUUAUCGUUCAAAGAAAUUGAAAAAAAAAACAUGCAUUUUUACUCAAAAAUGGCUAAACCACCUGCUAGUUAUGAUGUCUUAUCUCGUAACCAUAGUAACUGAUCAUCACUUAACUUGUCUCAAACUGCGCGUAAGGGAUAAACCAACAGCUAAUGAAAAGUUAAGGUGCUUAUGUUCCAUCUUCUAGAAAAAAAAGUCAGAAAAACCUUAGAGGGGAUUGAGUAAAGGCAGGAGAGUAGAGAAUUUUUCCUGAAUCAACAUCACAUGAUUAAAUGUCAGUUUGUCAGGUUAAUGGACCUACUUUGCAGUGGUGGUUUAUACAAACAUUAAGAAGAAAGAUUAAAACUCUUAAUUCAUCUAUUGAUAAAAUUGCUGACGAAUACAAUCUCUAUAAGAUCAAGUAAAAAAACUAAGGUGAAAAGAAAUAUCUUAGCAGUUAGUUUGUUAUGUACAGAUUGAGUUAAAAAGGGCGCAUUUCCAUAGUUAAAAUUUGAUACCUUGACAAUCAAUAAUAAUAAAAGUACAAAGAAACCUUUUUUGAUACAAGUACCCGCCCCUAUACGACAAUGCUACUUGCUGGUAAUCUUAUUUUUGAGCUAUUUUGCUAUUUUGCGCAUUAAACGCAAUUUGUUCAAAGAAACUGUUCCAGCUCAGUCCGUGAAGAACAGGAAAAGACUGAAGACACACCUUAAUAGAGAUAUUAGCUUUUAUGCAGCUGGACUAAAGAUACAGGUUAUAUGUUGAAUAGGCUUUGAAUAUGACUAAUUGUAUCAGCCACCAAAGACUGGCUAAUGAGUAACCGGUCAGGGUGGGCAAUUCUUUGUGAAACGAUAACGAUCAUUUGAUCUUCAUUCACUUACAAGUGUUUUCGAAUUUUGAUAGUUCUUGCAUGCAAACUACGCUAAUAUAUUGGUCUUUCAUUCAAAGUUAUUGUACAUCCCUUAUAUUUUUAUCCGUCUCUUCACUUCUAAUAUGAAUCACUUUUUUCGUAAACGAAGUAGGUGCCUCAAUACUUAAGCAUUUGACAGUAAAAAAAUAAAGCAAUAGGAAGUGGCCGUUUUCUCUUACGUGACCCCGCUAUUACGGAUUCGAUAUCCCUUUUUUUGCAAACACCGACUCGUAUGGUGAAUGGUUCCUUAUAAACGUUCCUCAGGAUUAUAAAUAAAUCAAGCAAUAGCAGUGGAUUUGGUCAGCCUGUGAAACAACCUUUAGUUAGGCUUUUGGAGAGUUUUGUGAUUUUACUGAUAUUUUCUAAAGGUUGUUUUCUACUAUCUUUUGUCUGGUUUAUGCAAAACAGUUGAUUAAUAUUGCAAAAUUAUAUUGAUCUAACAGCUGAAUAGAUAUCCCUGUGCAACUUAUAUAAGUAAGAACGCCCAUCGUAAAGUGACCACUAAUUUAAGAGUCAUGCUCAAGUUCUUCUACUAACGAAAAUUGAAGAAAUUCGUAUAACUCCCCCAAUAAUGACUCACCACAUCACGGAUUUCAUGUACUCCAUUGAAGGAUCGGUUACAUCAGUCAGGAUAUUCAAUAUCCAUAAAUCGUCGAACCCAACCGGAAUUAAAAGCCAUAUAAAUUUAUUACUUUUCAAGAGAAAAAUGUGUAUGCUCUCUAAUUUGUUGUUAUUGUCAAGUUAUUUGAAUAUCUUUAAUUUGUUUCUUGAGUUGCACAGUACUGCAGAUGUAUACUUAAUUUUUAAAUGAUAUUGCUGAUAGAGAUAUUCAUUACUAAAAGAGAGCUCUUGGGAAACUUGCUAUUUUUGGUCAGAGCUCCGCUUUUACAAUAUUCAGUUUUAUCAUGUAUCAUUUUAUAAGCAGGUUAUAUUUUACCUUCAUCUAUGAGCACUCAUCAGGAAAUUUUCAGUUGCAAAUCAAUCUCGGAUGUUGUAAAAAAAUCAUAAGUUUAAAAAAGGAAGUGGUAAUUUUACCGUUGUUUGCCAACGCUUCUGUAGCAGAAAAAAAUUGUAUUGUAAUUGUUCAGGUUUCUCUCGAUAACCUUUAUGGAGGUAGUCAAAUCGCAGUGGUGUAUGGUCUAGAGCGUUGAAAAUAGGCAGGCAAACAGCUUAAACAAUUAGCCUGCGCUACAAACGUAACUUAACUUCUAACGGGGGUUAGAUUACGUCUGUUACGCAGGCUAUAAACAACUAGCUAGACGAAAAAGCUUAAAUUACCUACUUAAGGAAGGAACGCUGGACGAAACACAGCAUUAUGAUCUGUGAAAGUAGAUGAACAAUUGUCGUGAGAGGAGGACCUUGUGCAGAGACCUCGUUGUUUAUUAAGGCUCGUUCGGGCAUUUCCUUCACUUAUAGUAACAGUGGUAAUCAUUUUUUCGCUAGAAAAUUACCAAAAAGAAAACAACAAAAACCAAAAAACAAAGAAAGAAAGAGAAGACGUAAAUUAAGUACAAUUUUGUAUACAAUAAAUCUUUUAGUUUAAAAGAUAAUAAGUAUGAAUAAAAAAGUUACAUUAUAAUGCAAUCUCGAACAAGGGGAAGUACUUCGAAUAGGGGGAAAUAAUGAAGACACGCCUACAUAAAAAUAGAGCUGGUAUUAUUAAAUCAGCAACAAUAUUGCUACGCCCUCAGUUGCGGAUGGGGAGAAACCUCAAUGGCGCGGGUAAAAGUUCAAAAUCCUCUUUUUGCAAAUCUCAAUAUCUUUCUGUGGUGUAAAAAUUAGAAAUGAAAUUUGUUGGGGUUAAAUGUUCCUCUCCUUUUUUACAUUUUUAGCUGAGUUAAACAUAGUUUCAGGUAGGUUAAGCGUAAACUAUGAACCAUGACUUAUGCUAAAUCACGCUUUCUCAAACACUGUUGUUUAGAGCCUUUAUAACCUCCUUGGUAUUUUUGGCAAUUUUAAAUAAGUUAAAUAACUGAUUACUAUAGAUUACAAUCGGGGCUAAUAUACGACAUGUACAACAGGAAACAUUUUUAGUCAAGAAGGAUAUGUACCUAUUGGUCUUUAUUUAGCUUAUUGAGCCUUAAGUGUAGGUCCUCGUCAUAUUUUUUAUGUAUUCACUGGUAACAAAACGUGAUGUUUAAAUUUCACACAUGAUGUUAAUUUUAGAAAGAUAUCCUGGAUAUUUGUUUUGAAUCAAAAUAUCACGAUACCUAGGAUCGUUGCAUAGCACAUAAAAGCGCGACGUGCGUUUCCAUGAACCAGUAGUCAACUCAAGAAGUUUUGGAGAUGAAGACUCUAAUUCUGUUGGCAUUGCUUGGCUUUGUACUGGCCCUUAGCUUGGCUAUUCCAUUCAACGGAGAUACUGCUGAAGCAUAUUAUGCUGAAAGUAACGAUUUUGCGAGGGACGUCCAAGCAGACGAAAACGAAGGGUAAGAAAGACACGUAGCCUGUUUCAUUGAUGCAGUUACUUAUAGAUUUUCAAAGACUUAAUGGUAGCUUAUCUGUAAUUGUUAAAAAUGUACUCAUUUUCAAUUCCAUCAUAUGUAUGUGUCCUUUUUCAUUGCUCUCCAAACAGUCCUACGUUUAAGUGAUUACAUCGAGGUUACAGUUGUUGAGGCCCUAACAUAGAAUUCAAACAAACGAAAACGCUUUGUCAAAAUGUAUAUUUUUUUUUUUUCAUAAAGUAACGUUUUUCAUCCAGCAAAUAAGUUAUGAACCCGGCAGGGUAAUUUUCUGUUCAUUAUAGUGUAUUUGCCCUUUGUUUAAUCUCUAGCUAAAACAAGGAUUAUUUGGUAUUGUAAUAUAAAAAAUAUAUAAUUAUAUGAAAACUUAUUUGACUAGGUCGCCAACAAAGCACAUAAAUACUUAUUUCGGCUGUGAGGACCUGUGUCGGUCUGCCAAGUUCCCGACGUAGCCUUCUUUAAUGGUCGGUAAAUCACGAUAAUUAUAGCCUUUGCCGAAUAGUUACACAAAAAAGUAUUGUUUACAGUUUGAUUAUUUGGAUGCAUGAAUAGAAGUUUGCAACAAACAAUGGAAACAAAUUUCCAGUUAAUACAAAAAUAAGUAUCAUAUCAUAAACAUUAAAUAUCGAAUAUCAAUUUCGUUUGCCUAAACAGCAGCAACAAAGAUAUGAACCACAGUAACGAAAACGAAGAAGACCAAGAAGAAGAUGACGACAACGUUUAUGCUGUACGGCAAGUAGACGAUAAUGACGAGGAAGGGGAGAACGAAGAUGAGACUGAAAACGCUUUGAUCAAGCCAGGAAAUGAAGUUGAAGAUCCUAUCUGGCCUCUUCUCAUUGGUCGCGCAGUAUUUCGACGUUUCCGCCGCCGACGUAGAGGCCGGCGCGGGGGUUGGCGUCGCCGACGCAGAGGCCGUCGCGGAGGUUGGCGUCGUAGACGUAGAGGCCGUCGAUGGGGUUAA
This is a messenger RNA of Porites lobata, 8055 nucleotides long. The record is from the annotation of a GenBank genome assembly. NCBI's taxonomy places the organism in Eukaryota, Metazoa, Cnidaria, Anthozoa, Scleractinia, Poritidae.